AUGUUUGGAAACACAAUGACUACACUAAUAAUGAAAUUCCCUAAAACCUUUGCUACAUUAUUCUUCACUUUCUUGUUAUUUCUUGUCAAAAUUCAUGGAUCCAAUCAUCCACUUGAUCCUCUCACCCCAUUUGAACUAAAUCAAGUCCAAACCCUAGUGAAAAAAUCCCACAAAAAUGCAACUUUUCACUAUGUAGGAUUGGAAGAGCCAAACAAACAAGAGAUCCUUACAUGGAUGUCCCAAACUCACUCGAAAAACUCGGCGCCGAGCAAUCGUAAAGCCUAUGUGGUCGUGCGCGCCAAGUCCAAGAGCCAUGAAAUCAUCGUAGAUUUGUCGAAAAACUCAAUUUUAUCCGAUGAAGUUUACACCGGAAAUGGCUUCCCAAUGCUCAACAACGAGGAGCAAACCAUCGCUAGUAAGUUGCCGCAUAAGUACGCGCCAUUCCAAGCAUCGAUUGCGAAAAGAGGGUUAAAUUUGAGUGAAGUUUUGUGUGAGGUUUUCACCAUGGGAUGGUAUGGAGAGAAGAGUGAUACAAGGAAGGUUAGUGUCCUGUGCUAUUACGUCGAUGGUGCCGUAAACUUCUACAUGAGGCCUAUAGAGGGCAUCAUGGCCAUUGCCGAUCUUGAUAAAAUGAAGAUCGUGGAUUAUCGUGAUCGCGCCGUGGUUCCUAUCCCGAAUGCGAAGGGCACCGACUAUAGGGAGUCCGAACAAAACCCUCCUUUCGAUACUCGGGUUAAGGGUAUGACAAUAUCCCAACCCGAUGGACCUAGCUUCGCGCUCGAUGGUAACCGAGUGAGGUGGGCUAAUUGGGAUUUCCAUAUAGCUUUCGACAUGAGGGUCGGUCCCGUGAUAUCGUUGGUGUCGAUCUACGAUCAUGAGAAGGAUAAGUACCGUAGUGUUUUGUAUAGAGGAUAUGUAUCGGAAAUGUUUGUGCCGUACCAAGACAUGUCUGAGGAGUGGUACUUUCGAACAUUCCUUGACGCCGGGGAGUUUGGUUUCGGCAUUGCGGCAAUGCCACUCCAACCCUUAACAGAUUGUCCCAAGAAUGCUGUUUUCAUUGACGGUUAUUACACCACGCGAGAUGGAACUAUUGCAAAAACACCGAAUGUUCUUUGUAUAUUUGAACGAUAUGCCGGAGAUAUAAUGUGGCGCCACAGUGAAUCUCAGCUUCCGGAAGAACUAACGGAGGUCAGACCAGAUAUUACACUUGUUGUAAGAAUGGUAUCCACUGUGGCUAAUUACGACUACAUUAUUGACUGGGAAUUCAAGCAGAGUGGUGCCAUCAAAGUCACAACUAGUUUAUCAGGAAUGCUCGGGGCGAAAGCAUCGGUGUAUACUCACAAGGAUCAAAUAGAAGAUGAAGUAUAUGGUACACUGGUGGCGCAAAAUUUGAUCGGGGCACGCCACGACCAUUUCCUCACAUUUUAUCUCGACCUAGACAUAGACGGUGUGGCCAAUUCGCUCGUGAAAAAUGAGCUUCAAACGGUGCGCGUGGUGGACGAGACCUCGCCAAGAAAGAGUUACUGGAAGGUUAAUAAAGAAGUGGCUAAGACAGAGUCGGAAGGCAAGGUUCAACUAGCCUCGGGGGCGACUGAGAUCAUAGUGAUAAACCCUAACAAGAAGACCAAAAUAGGUAACGAUAUCGGCUACCACUUGGUGCCCGGGCCCAUAGUCGGGCCCUUGUUGUGGAAAUAUGAUCACCAACAAAUCCGCGGCGCGUUUAGUAACUAUAACUUGUGGACAACACCAUAUAGCAAGGCGCAAAAAUGGGCCGGAGGUGCAUUUGUCGAACAAGGUCAUGGAACCGAUACUUUGGCCCAAUGGACCCUAAGGGAUAGGGAGAUCGAGGAGAAGGACAUAGUGGUGUGGUACACAAUGGGUUUUCAUCACGUGCCAGUGCAAGAAGACUAUCCAAUAAUGCCCACAGUGAGUAUCGACUUCCAGCUGAGGCCUGCAAAUUUCUUCGAAUACAAUCCUGUCCUUAAAGUCAAGUCUGCUAAACCACUCAUCAAAUGGUCCAACUGCUCUGCGUGACCAUCUCAAAUUUAUCAUUUUAAUCUAAUAAUAAUAAUUCAAGAUCAUAUGUAUUGUAUGUUUUCUUGAAUAUAUAUAUAUAUAGAUAUAUAUAUAACACUCUUCUUCUGAGUGCUAUUUACUUAUUGCUUGAGCUUUGUUUAUUUGUACUUCAUUCGUCUUGUAAUAAUAGAUACAUUUUGCUA
This is a messenger RNA of Andrographis paniculata, 2219 nucleotides long. Its product is annotated as amine oxidase [copper-containing] alpha 3, peroxisomal-like. The transcript has 6 exons. Bases 1 to 2034 code for a protein of 677 amino acids. NCBI's taxonomy places the organism in Eukaryota, Viridiplantae, Streptophyta, Magnoliopsida, Lamiales, Acanthaceae. Gene Ontology annotation, molecular function: copper ion binding; quinone binding; primary methylamine oxidase activity. Gene Ontology annotation, biological process: amine metabolic process. The record is from RefSeq and is a predicted model, not a curated record.